AUGGAAGUUGUCGCCAAGGCCCAGGACGCGUUUAGGAGCUUCAGCGAGAAGCACCUGUCGGGUUUGCGCCCCGUCGGCGAGUUCCGAGCAAGAAUAUUGCACUGGGCUCCUCGAGAUCAGCUGUUGGCCCUUCAGGCUUCUCAGCGGGACAAUAUGGAGAGCGCUGAGCGUGGAGAUGGAGGAGGACCAGGAACAUGGCUAAUGUCAGUUCGACCACAGGCAGAUCUCGCGCCCGUCCAACAUGAACGAGGCCACCCAGCGCCUCACUUACAACACGCGCCAGUUCUCGGCCUCACCAACCCCUUCCUCCUCAUCGCGAUCGCCUUCUUCGGCUGUGGCUUCUAUGCUAUUAACAGGUUCGGCCCCGAGCCGCUCGAGGUCGGCAACACGGUCAUCACCCAGAAGACCAUGUACAUUGCCCUCUUUGUCAUUGGCCUGCCGAUGCUCUUCAUCGCGUCGCCCUUCUCCGUCUUCUUCUGGCUCGUCGGCUCGUCGGCCAUCCUCAUUCUCGGCCACGCCAUGCUCAUGGAGCCCGGAGUCGAGAGCGAGUACACUGGCAUCGAGUCGGUUUAA
Molecule: messenger RNA, 573 nt
Organism: Apiotrichum porosum
Lineage: Eukaryota; Fungi; Basidiomycota; Tremellomycetes; Trichosporonales; Trichosporonaceae
Exons: 6
Coding region: 1-573 (190 amino acids)
Cellular component (GO): Golgi apparatus
Source: RefSeq, a predicted model, not a curated record